Molecule: messenger RNA, 1171 nt
Organism: Drosophila biarmipes
Lineage: Eukaryota; Metazoa; Arthropoda; Insecta; Diptera; Drosophilidae
Exons: 1
Coding region: 81-1043 (320 amino acids)
Biological process (GO): regulation of protein localization; cilium assembly
Cellular component (GO): ciliary membrane; ciliary transition zone
Source: RefSeq, a predicted model, not a curated record
GAUUCAACGAAAACAAUUUUUCACAAAUUUCAGCUGACAGCAGGUGCUGGCUUUUAGUAGAUUAAUUUUAUAAAACCAAAAUGAGAAUUAUUCCGCUUCAUACGACCAACACGGCGAUCGUGUACAAGAAUUCGGUGUGCUCCUUUGCCUCUCUUUUGGUCCUGGUUCUUAUUGUACUUUCCGUAAUGGUGCCCGUCCUUCUGGUGUCACUCCUGAGCCCCUACUCGGGUAUAUCUGAGUCCCGAGUUUUAUACGAGCAGCCGAACCUAGAGUUUACCAACCAGUACAUUUUUGUGGGUACAACUGAAGCAGAAGAAUUCGAGGACGAGGAAUCCCUAGUCGCCUGCAGCAGUUUCAGCAAUUUCAACGACCAAAUGGAAACUUUUACCAAUAGCUGCACUACCACUAAGUAUUGGACCGAAGAUAUGGACUACGAUGGCCUGACAGAUCGGGCGCAUUUUCAAAUAGAACUCCAGGAUGUGCCAACCCGAUUGCUUCGCUUUGAUUUGCUGCUCUUCUUCAAAGCCAAACUGAAACACAAGUGUGUUCUUCAGCCUCCUUCCAUGCUGGCCCAUCAACUUCAAAUGACCACUCGCUUCAAAAACGGGGAGAUUAAGCUGAAAGGAGAUCUAAGUCUUAAGCAAUAUGUGGACUUCACCUGCCCAUUUCCGGGCCGCAACCUCAAGACUCAGUUUCGGGAAAUUGAGGUGGACAGAAAUGCCACCACAGAACAGUUCAAAAUGGAAUCCCUGCUAGCCCAAGCCAAGGCCAAUCCGGCUUACUUCCAGCUCGCCGUUCAGGAGACAUAUUACAAUACGUCAUCUAGUUUUGAGCCAGGGCUCAUCAUUGAUCUAGAAUUCGACGUGCUCCAAGUGCCAGCCCGCUAUCAUCUUAGCAUUUGGGAACGUCUUGGCCAAUUUUGGCUGUACUUCGCCUCCUUCUUCGGGAUCUCGUUUUACAUCGUGAACAAGCUGAAGGACUAUCUCUUCGGACGCCACAUUGUUCGAUCCUGGGAAAUCAUACCCUGGAAGAAGCUAUACUGACACAAGCGCCGUUUUGGAGAUGGACAACUUUUCGACUGGCGAGUGAGUUGGGCUGGCUGCUUUCGGUUUCCCAAGGCUUAUUCAUUGUCAGUCAAAUAAUAAAUAUAACAAUUGUACAGAAAAUUUAA